This is a messenger RNA of Oppiella nova, 756 nucleotides long. The record is from the annotation of a GenBank genome assembly. NCBI's taxonomy places the organism in Eukaryota, Metazoa, Arthropoda, Arachnida, Sarcoptiformes, Oppiidae.
AGGCUUUUGGUGAGCACAGAGAGCAAAGACAAGUUGUCCCUCAACUUCAUGUAUGAGGCGCCCAAAGGGGUGCAGAGGGAGAGGACCAAAGAGGACGACGAACCCGAGUAUAAGUUCGAGUGGCAGAGGAACGCCCCGCGAGAAAGUUUUGCCAAAAAUAAUAUGGAUAUCAGAGACCAACCGUUUGGCAUUCAGGUGCGAAACGUGCGGUGCAUUAAAUGCCACAAAUGGGGUCAUCUGAACACAGACCGCGAGUGUCCGCUCUAUAACCAGGGAAGCUCUCUGAUGGACGGCCCCAAUAAGGUGGCGCCGGACGAACUCAUGCGAGCCAUGCAAGAGGACGGACUCGCGCUCAAGAAGAGUAUUGUUGGCCAACACUUCGACCCCAAUGAACUGAAUCAAGUGAUGAUCGCUCAGGAAGAAGACCCCGAAACCACUUUUCUGAAGACUCUUUCGUACAAACAGAAGAAGAAGUUAUUAAAAAAGUUAAACAAAUUAAGCGUCGCUUCGAAUAGCGAUUCAAAAUUAAAGCAUAAGAAACAUAAAAGUCAUAAAAAGAGCCGAAAGAGUGAUUCGGAAAAGGAUUCGCACAGAGAUAGAGACCAAAGAAGGCAUUCGUCGAAAAAGAAAAGCCAUAAAAGCGAUGAUUCGGAUGAGUCUAAGCAUCGAAAACACAAAAGGGAGCCCAAGAGGUCUGAGACUAGAGAUAGCGAUGACUUGUCUCAUGAUUCCAGACAUAAAAAGAGAAGACAUUAA